Acanthisitta chloris (rifleman) is the source of this 213-nucleotide messenger RNA. Its product is annotated as cytochrome c oxidase subunit 5B, mitochondrial. The record is from RefSeq and is a predicted model, not a curated record. The annotation marks the transcript as partial. Gene Ontology annotation, cellular component: mitochondrial envelope. NCBI's taxonomy places the organism in Eukaryota, Metazoa, Chordata, Aves, Passeriformes, Acanthisittidae. Gene Ontology annotation, biological process: mitochondrial electron transport, cytochrome c to oxygen. The transcript is spliced from 2 exons.
GACCCGUACAGCAUGUUCAGACCCAAGCGCUACGCAGGCACCAAGGAGGACCCAAACCUUGUGCCCUCCAUCACCGACAAACGCAUCGUGGGCUGCGUCUGUGAGGAGGACAACAGCUGUGUCAUUUGGUUCUGGCUGCACAAAGGUGAUGCCCAACGCUGUCCUUCCUGUGGGGCACACUACAAACUCAUCCCCCACGAGCUGCCCCACUGA